Dufourea novaeangliae is the source of this 1797-nucleotide messenger RNA. It is a transcript of the gene Atac3, whose product is annotated as tankyrase-1. Bases 98 to 1666 code for a protein of 522 amino acids. The transcript is spliced from 8 exons. Lineage: Eukaryota; Metazoa; Arthropoda; Insecta; Hymenoptera; Halictidae. Gene Ontology annotation, cellular component: nucleus. The record is from RefSeq and is a predicted model, not a curated record. Gene Ontology annotation, molecular function: protein binding; transcription cis-regulatory region binding. Gene Ontology annotation, biological process: positive regulation of transcription by RNA polymerase II.
GCGCGGUUCCGAAAACUACAGCAAAAAUCGGGAAAAAGCAAGAAUAAUGUACUGGCCUGUGCACCAAAAAAAACGGGAUUGAGGUCAGUUUACAAAAAUGCAAGCUGAAAGUAUUUGCACUAAUGAUAUUGAGGGUCUGGACUCGGAUACCCUUAUUCCUGUUGAAAUCCUUUCCUGUGAUGUUUCGCACAGGGCAAGAUCCCAAGAUGCCUUAUCGAUAGUAGAAUUAGGAAAGCAACUACUUUUUAGUGCAAAGUAUGGAGAUACGGAUACUGUCCGUGAUCUGAUGUGCAGAGGGGCACCGUUUACUACAGAUUGGUUGGGUACAAGUGCGUUGCACUUUGCUGCGCAAAAUAAUCAUUCAGAAACUGCAGAGGUUUUAUUGAGAGCAGGAAUUUCAAGGGAUGCAAGAACAAAAGUAGAUAGAACACCUUUGCAUAUGGCUGCAUAUGAAGGUCAUCACCAGAUGGCACAGUUACUUCUUAAUUAUGGUGCAGAUGUUGACAGCAGAGAUAUGUUAAAAAUGACUCCUUUACAUUGGGCAGUGGAAAGAGAACAUGUGGAAGUAAUGCAUGUUUUACUGGAACAUGGAGCAGAUGCAAAUGCCACUAGUAAAUUUGACAAAACUCCAAUUAGUCUUGCAUUGGAACACGACAGACUAGACUUGGUAGAUAUAUUGCAACAGGAGAGAGAGAUUGUUGGUGUCAGAGCUCAUCAACAAAAUCAAGCAAAUACACAGGAACUAGAAGUAGCAACUCAUAACUUAAUACAAUUGGAAUCUGAAAGAGAAGAAGAACAGCAGAAAUUUGAAUUGACGCAGCAACAAUCACAACCCAGGAGAAAGAUUACUCAAGUACAAGUGGGAAAGAAACCACGAAUGAUCUUUCAACAAAUUCAUGUUGGACCAAACACUGAUGAUGAUCAAGAGAAAGAAGUUGAAGACAUGGAAGAAAUUACCAAUGCAAAUAAUAUUAAUAACAUUAAAAAACGCAAAGAUGUUACAACUGUUGGAGGAGUGAAUAAACAAUUUAGGUUAUUAGAGGCUCAUGGAAUCACAAUGAUACCUGUAGAUAAUGAUUCUUCUAUUGUAGAGAAUGCAAUGGAAAGUGGAAGAACAGUUGUUUUGACUGAAGCUGGUAAACUUGCUCUAAAUUUAACAAGGAACUCUUCGAUCGGAGUGAAACGACUUCAAGUAGCUGGAAAGAAAGGAACUCCUAGAAAAGUGAUAGCGAUUAGAGCAGAUCAAAUUUUAAAUCAUAAUACGCCCACUCUCACAUCUAGAGGACCGAACAUAUUGAAAAGAUCUUCUGUAGAUAAUAAAGCUGGAAAAUUAUUCAUUUCAUCUAUCUCUAACACCACACCGGCGUCAACACUCACGCAGUCUAAGAACAUCAUUUCUUCGACGGAGAACAAAAUCAUUGGCUCACCAACGAAGAUUACCGAGCCAAUAAUUUUACAAUUAGAUGAUGAAAUAGAAGAAAUUACCGAGGAUGAUAAUACGGAUAAUAAUGAACAAGUAAUGGACAUUGCCCUUUUAAAUAGACAAUUAGCAGAGGCACGAAGACAAGCGGCCGAGUAUCGUAAACGGCUGCAAAAGAAAGAAGAAGAGGCGGAAAUUUAUAAGCAACAACUAAAAAACAUUACAGCGCAAAGAGCAUCCAAGUGAUUUUGUAUCAUUAUACAUUUCGCAUUAAGCUUCAUUUUAUGAGUAGCCCUGCUUUUUCUACGAAGGAACUUUUUGCAAGUACAAUUUUCAGUCUCAUUGAUGAGCUCAGUUGAAAAGUGUACCUCUAUAUU